AUGUGGAGCUGGUUUUUCACUGUGACUGUCCUGCUGUCCUCCAUCAAACGGGCUGAAGCUCAGGGCAGGUGUAAUAAUGUGCAAGCAGCAGAUAUUGUUUUCCUUGUUGAUGGGUCUUCCAGUAUUGGCCCGUCUAACUUCCUGCAGGUGAAGGGCUUCAUGGCUGGAAUCGUCAAGCCAUUUGCCAGCUCUGUCAGCGAGUCAGGGAUACGGUUUGGGGCCAUACAGUACAGCGACACCUCCAGAGUUGAGUUUACAUUUACUACCUACCUGGUUGGCACUGAGCUGGUGACCGCUGUAGAGAACAUGAACUAUAAGGGUGGAAACACACGCACUGGUGCUGGUCUCAAGUUUGUUGCGGAUAACUUCUUCAACCCUUCAACCAGUCGGGAUGUCCCAAAGAUCACUAUCCUGAUCACAGACGGGAAGUCACAAGACCGUGUGCAGGAACCAGCACAGAAGCUGCGCAGUCAAGGAGUGCAUGUUUUUGCGGUUGGCAUAAAGAGUGCAGACAGGAAUGAGUUGUCUCAGAUCUCCUCCCAGCCCAGCAGUGAUUUUACCUCCUUCGUUGGGGAUUUCAAACUGCUCAACACACUUCUUCCUCUUGUGACCCCCCAAGUGUGCUCCAAGGCAGGAGGAGUCUAUGCUAGUGAUGAGGCAUUUUCUGGUCCAUCCAACAUCCAGUUCACAGGCCAGACCGCUGAUAGUCUCAGGCUGCGCUGGAGUGCAGCAGGGGGGCCUGUGAGUGGCUAUGUGGUCCAGUAUGUGCCACUCUCCGGCCUGGGUCAGCCUAUCACAGCUGAACUGCGUCAGGAGACUGUCUCAGCCAGUACGAGGACCUUUACUGCACGAGAGCUGAGGUCAGGAACUGACUACCUGGUGACUGUCAUCGCCCAAUACCCUAACAGUGUGGGGGAGUCUACUUCUGCCAAGCAACGAACCAGAUCUUUGCCAGGGGUCACCAGUCUUCGCCUGAUCCAGGCAGGCUUCUUCUCUCUCUCUGUGGGCUGGAAUCAGCCGUCGACUCCUGUGCAGGGCUACAGACUCACCUAUGGACCACGAGGUCAGCCAGCAACCCAGCUGUUGGAGCAGUCUCUGUCUGCAGACUCCACAUCUGUCACCUUGGAGUCACUUCAGCCCGACACAGAGUAUGUCAUCAGCCUCUACCCCCUUUUUCCCAGAAACUCUGCAUCCCCGUCCAUCCUCAACGCCCGCACAUUGCGCCUUGAGGCAGUGCAGCAGUUGUCAGUGGAGACGGAGUCAGAGGGCAGCGUUCGUGUGCGGUGGAGAGGCGUCAGCGGUGCACGGGCCUACCGUCUGGUCUGGGGACCGUUUACAGGUCGAAAUGUGGAGACGGUGGAGGUUUCCGGUGGCAGUGAGUUUCACACGUUGUCCGGGCUGCAGGCAGACACCGAGUACAUCGUCACCAUCAUCCCUCUGUACGAGGGCAACACUGAGGGCCCUGCAGGAACGGCCAGGUUCAAGAUAGAGCGUCAGGAGCAGCAGGUGCUCAGAGCAGCUACCACUGGCCCCUCCACCAUUCGCCUCACGUGGAGAAUCAUUCAGUCAUCUCAAGGCUACCGCCUGGAGUGGAGAGAGGGGGAAGGAGGUCGUGUCCAGAGCCUGACCUUUCCUCGAACCACGACCAGCUAUGAGCUAACAGGCCUCCAGCCCAACACAGAAUACAUCAUCACCCUGUACACCCUGUUCGAAGGUCGUGAGGAGGCCACACCUGUCUCCACCACCUCCAGAGAGGAGCAGCCUGUGGGGAGGGUGUCCAACCUGAGAGUUGUGGAGUCCCUGGGCAGUACUGCUAGGCUCGGCUGGACCGGCGUGGCAGGGGCCACACAGUACCGCAUCAUCAUCCUCAACACAGAAGGGGGAACUGAGGAAAUACGGGUUAUCCCUGGGAACCAAACAGUCCUCGACCUCAGGGACCUGACAGUGGGAGUGUCUUAUGUUGUCAGUGUCACUGCGCUGGUUGGAGAAAAUGAAGGAGACCCGGUUACUGUCUCUAUUAAACCAGAGCAAGGUGCUAGCAGAGUGACUAACCUCAGAGUGACAAACGCAAACAGUCGGAGAGUUCGAAUCGCCUGGACGGCUGCUCCCGGGUCCACGGGCUACAGGGUUACUUGGAGACAAGGCAGCAAUGCAGAACAGGCCCGUAUGCUGGGAGCUGAGGUCUCAUCCUACACCAUAGACGGCCUGCAGCCAGACGAGGCUCUGGUGAUCGGGGUUGCAGCGGUGGUUGAUCGACGCGUCGGUGAGGUGGUCACUCUGACGAGUCGGACUAAUCCCAACGGUGGAUCAUUGUCUGGCCUUCGCAUCGUUGAUGUCACAGCUCAGAGGAUACGCAUUUCAUGGACACGGUCAGCGAGGGCAACCGGCUAUAAAAUCACUUGGCGGAGAGAUGAUGGGGUUGAAACAACUCGUAAUGUGCCCGCUGAUGUCUCCUCCUUCUCCAUUGAUGGGCUACAGGCAGAUUCAGCCUACAGUGUAUCAGUCUCUCCGCUCACUGGCUCCCGAGAGGGAAGUCCUUCCAUCCUGAGCAUCAGAACAGAGUCAGAUCGGACUGUGGUCGGGACUGUGACAUCCCUUCAAGUCCAGGAGGCCCGGGGAGAGGUCGUCCGAGUCACUUGGGUUGGUGUGCAGGGAGCAACGGCGUAUCGUGUGACUUGGAGGAAAACAGAGGGUGGUGAAGAGAGGAGUCAGGUGGUGGGUGGAGAUGUGACAGCGGUGGAUUUAGACCGCUUGGAUCCUGGAGCCCAGUAUGAGGUGCAGGUCAUGGCUUUAGUUCAAAACAGAGAGGGAAGCCCCGUGUCUGUCAGAAUCACCACACCUGGUACCACUACUCCGCCAAUACGAACCACAACUUUACAAGUGGCGGAGGUUACCCAGAAUUCGGUGCGGGUUGGCUGGACUCCACUGCAAGGUGCCACAGGAUAUAUUCUACGCUGGAGAGAUGAGACCGAUGACGGUCGAGGCUUGUCUGUUACGCUUCCUGCUGCGUCCAGCACUUACCAGGUGACUGGGCUGCGUUUGGGCCGUCGAUAUAGAUUUACCGUGCAGCCCACGUUUGCAGAUGGACUGGGAACUGAGACCUCUGUUGAUGAGCACACUGUGUGUGUGGGUGGGCGUCUGGAUGUGGUCUUUCUGGUGCCAGCAUCUACAGAUCGGAUUGGCCUCGCGAGACCACUGCGCGCACUCCUCACAAGUGCAGCUCGGUCGCUUAAUACUGUCGGACCCCGCGACUCUCAGAUGGGAGUUGUAGUAUACGGGUACAGACCCAAAAUAUGGUUUAUGCUUAAUCGCCACAGCCGAUCAGACACACUUCUUCAAGAGAUCCAGUCUACACCGUUUGACGACACCCCCGGGAACAACAUUGGCGAGGCGGUGACAUACACCAGGCAGUACGUUCUGACCCCCACAACUGGACGGAGGCCGAGGGUGCCUGGUGUUGUUGUCAUCAUCGCUGACAAAAAAUCCGCCGACAACCUGACUCUGGCAGCGCACAGUCUCAGGGCUUCAGGUGUGAAGGUAAUAGCAGUGGGUGUGGACCAGGCUGAUACUGAGGAGCUGCGGCGCGCAGUGACGGACGGCAGCAUCCAGAACAUCCUGUACGCUCGUGAUGGAGCACAGCUGGAUGGUGUUCAUACCGGCCUGGCAGACUUGCUCUGUGGCUUCGGCACAGCAACACAAGAAGUAAGGAGAUGUGCUGCUCAGUGCCCUGCGGGUCCGAGGGGAGAACGUGGAGAGAGGGGUGAGAGAGGCAGAGAUGGUGUCGAUGGACGCAAAGGAGACCCUGGUCGUGAUGGUGUGCCUGGGAGGGAAGGCCCCAGAGGACCUGAAGGACGCCAAGGUCCACCAGGCCAGUCCAUUGACCCCUCACUGGGGGUUAAAGGAGAAAAGGGGGAGAGAGGUUUUACUGGCAUUGAUGGAAGUCCAGGGUUGCCAGGAAGACCAGGUGCCCCUGGAAAUGCAGGGGUCCCGGGUUCGCAAGGUUUACCUGGCAUCAGAGGAGAUCGAGGUGAACCAGGUGCGACAGGGUCAGCAGGAUCAAAGGGUGAUAAAGGUGAAAGGGGUGAACCAGGUUUAGGAGGAGGGAGUCUACCAGGGAGGAAAGGAGAGCCGGGCAUCCCAGGAAUACCGGGCACUCCUGGUCGGCCAGGCAGUGAUGGACCUAAAGGGUCCUUUGGAGCUUCGGGGACACCUGGUCAGGAUGGUCGCCCAGGUAUACCAGGAACACCAGGACUCUCCAUCAAGGGAGAAAAGGGCAGCACAGGAGAGAGGGGACCUCCAGGAGUCGGCAGCGGGGUUGCCGUGAAGGGCGAGAAGGGCUCCCCAGGCACUCCAGGAACUCCAGGGGCUCUUGGUCCUAGAGGGCCAGCAGGACCACAAGGCAGCAAAGGAGAACGGGGCGAUGGUGGGGACGGGGUGGCUGGACUUCCAGGCAGGCAAGGAGAGCCUGGGGACAGGGGUCCUCGUGGGCCUCCAGGAGAAAUUGGUAGCAAGGGCGACCGAGGACAGCCAGGUGAGCCCGGAUCCCAGGGAGACAGGGGGGAGAGAGGACCUACUGGUGAAACUGGGGAGAGAGGGGACCCAGGGAAGCCAGGCCUCGCAGGAACACCGGGGCUGAGAGGUUUAGCGGGGCCCAGUGGACCGCCAGGAGAAAAGGGAAAUGAAGGUGCACGUGGUGAGCCCGGCAGAAGUACUCCAGGUUUUCCUGGGAAGAAAGGGGACCAGGGGGACCGAGGCGCGGCUGGUGUAGAUGGAGGGAAGGGAGAUAAAGGAGACGCGGGGCAGAAAGGAGAGCGAGGGGCUCCAGGGUCAGGAGCGGCAGCGGUCGGACCUAAAGGAGAGUCGGGAGAUAGAGGACCUCCUGGUAUCGGUGGAAGGCCGGGUGCCAAGGGAGAUUCAGGUGAUCCAGGAGAGAGGGGGGAGAACGGGCGGCCAGGAAUCCCAGGAAAGCCUGGUCUCCCUGGGAAAGAGGGAGAUAGAGGAGAGAAGGGUGACGAAGGCACACCUGGGGAGUCUGGACUUCCAGGAAAGUCAGGAGAAAGAGGACUGAGGGGACUGGCUGGUCAGCCAGGACGGCCAGGAGAGAAAGGAGACAUCGGAGACCCAGGAGAGCACGGACGAAAUGGCAGCCCCGGACCCGCAGGAGCGAGAGGAGAGAAAGGAGAACAGGGACUCCAAGGGCCUCCAGGACCGGCAGGAAAAGCGGUGGACAUUCUGGGCCAGCUGAAAGGAGAGAGAGGAGAAAAGGGCGACGCUGGUGACCCAGGAGAGCACGGCGGCAAAGGUCAGAAAGGCGAAUCGGGAACUCCCGGAGCUGCAGGCCUACGAGGUCCUGAGGGACAACGGGGACCGGCAGGCACAAGAGGUGACGCAGGGGAAAGAGGAGCACCUGGAGAGAAGGGAGAAAGGGGAGCAUCUGGGUUAGAUGGACGUCCCGGUGUGGAUGGUAAACAAGGUGCUGCUGGACCAGCUGGUCUGAGGGGGGAUCCUGGGAAACAGGGGGAUCCUGGGAGGGAUGGUUUACCAGGACUUAGAGGGGACCAGGGCCCCCCAGGACCUGUUGGGCCUCCAGGAACUGCAGGGAUACCUGGUAAAGCAGGUGAAGAUGGAAAACCCGGUUCUGCUGGCAAAAUGGGUGAGGAUGGAGUGCCAGGUGAAGACGGGAGAAAGGGUGACAAAGGAGAAUCAGGAGCAGCUGGAAGAGAUGGACGGGACGGGCAGAAAGGAGACCGGGGCCUUGGCGGGCCUGUUGGACCCCCGGGACCUGCCGGGACUCCUGGAGUGCCUGGCAGCAUCGGUCCUCCUGGACAGGUGGUGUAUGUUAAAGGAGCUCAAGCGGCACCAAUCCCAGGGCCGCAGGGGCCUCCAGGAACCCCUGGCGUACCUGGGACCCAUGGAGUAGGGGGAGCCAGAGGGGAAAGAGGUCCACCCGGCUUCAAAGGUGAUGCUGGAGACCCAGGAGAGGACGGGGCGCCGGGAAAACCUGGGACAGCAGUGGAUGUACAGAAGGCUCUGGCUGGUUUUGGCAUUCAGAUGUCUGAUCUGAAGGUGGUUGUGGACAGGAAGGACAUAGUUAAGAGUCCUCCGGUGCAGCAGCCAGUGAAAGGUGAAAAAGGAGACAGGGGUGAAGCUGGAGUGAGAGGACCAUCUGGUGCAGAUGGUUCCCGCGGCGUUGCAGGAGAAAGAGGAGCAAAGGGGGAUCAAGGGGAACGAGGACUCGGGGGAGCACCUGGGCCUCCCGGUAGAGCCAUUGGAGAGCGAGGGCCAGAGGGACCCCCAGGACCCGCUGGAGAGCCAGGCAAACCAGGAAUACCGGGAGUUCCUGGACGGGCUGGGGAACUGGGGGAGGCUGGAAGACCUGGAGAAAAGGGGUCGAGUGGAGAGAAAGGGGACAAAGGAGAAUCUGGUAAAAGUGGGCUAGCAGGAUCCCCGGGCCCACCAGGUCAAAAGGGAGCAUCUGCUGAGUCAGUUCUGGUAGGAUCGCCUGGGGUCAGAGGCCCUCCAGGAGUCGUUGGACCGAAGGGAGAGCCUGGAGCUUCAGGACCACCAGGACCUCAAGGAGAACGGGGUUUUGCAGGAUCUCGCGGUGAUAAAGGAGACAGAGGACAGUCUGGAGAAAAAGGGCGCGAUGGCUCAUUGGGAUCACCAGGAGAACCAGGAAAACCUGGUCAGGAUGGGAAGCCGGGCCUGCCUGGGUUCCCAGGAGUUCUAGGCAGACCGGGAAACCCAGGAGAGCCGGGCAUAAGGGGGCCAACUGGCCCCAUGGGUCCCAACGGGCUUCCAGGUCCAGCAGGAGUGAAGGGUAUUCAAGGAGAGGCAGGUGUUGGUGUCCAGGGUCCUCCCGGCGCCCAAGGGAGCACAGGUCUACCAGGACCAGCAGGUCCCCCCGGAGCUGUAGGUCCACAGGGCCCUCCAGGAUUGUCAGGGCAGGUGGGUGAAGCAGGUAAACCAGGAGUCCCUGGAAGAGACGGGGUACCCGGAAAAGAAGGAAUACCAGGAUUACCGGGAAAGCAGGGCAUUGCUGGACCUCCGGGCCUGGCCGGCUUAAAGGGGGAGCAGGGAGACAGCGGUCCUCCAGGGAAGGCUGUGGCUGGACCCCCUGGAGUUAAAGGAGAGAGGGGUCUUAAUGGUCAAACACUGCCAGGCGUGGCUGGAGAGAGAGGUCUACCUGGAGAAAAGGGUACCAGGGGAGACAAAGGUGCUUCUGGCAGCAAAGGAGAGAGAGGAGUGGAUGGGGAACCAGGAGAGCCUGGAGAAGAUGUGAGUAAUCAGUUCCCACUGCCACUGUUUGGGGCGCAGGGAUCUUCUGGGCCAAAAGGAGAUAAGGGAGAGAAGGGCAUUGGGCUGGCAGGUCCUCCUGGUCGGGUCGGGCCACAAGGUUUGAAGGGAGAUUCAGGCCUUCCUGGUCCAGCUGGCCCUCCGGGUCUACAGGGGAAGUCAGGUAUUACUGGGCCACCUGGCCUGAGAGGAGAAACUGGACAACAAGGACCUCCUGGACCACCAGGGGAGAGGGGUCUCCAGGGCUUUGUAGGCCGUGCAGGAAAUGUUGGACCCCCUGGUCCCGCUGGACCUCCUGGAGAGGCAGGCUCUCCUGGUACCAACGGGGGCAAAGGCGACAAGGGGGAAGUUGGUGUUGGAGUCCCCGGUCCCAGAGGAGAGAGAGGAGAUUCAGGGCCGAGAGGAGAGGAGGGACGUGCUGGCUUGGAUGGGGAAAGAGGGUCACCGGGAGACAGCGGGCUGCAAGGUGACAAAGGAGAGAAGGGAGACACUGUGCUGGUGGGAGGACCUGCUGGAGAAAAGGGCAACAAAGGAGAAACAGGUGACAGAGGACCCAAAGGUGUGCAGGGAGAAAAAGGGGUGAAGGGUCAAGAAGGUCCUCUAGGGGAGCAGUAUACAUAUUUCUAUGUAUUUGACAUCAGGGUCUGCGCGGAGAGCCAGGAGAAAGAGGGUCCACUGGGUUCCCGGGUGCUCGUGGCCCUGGUGGGCAGAAGGGAGAAGCCGGCCAACCUGGAGUACCUGGGUUUACCAGGAAAAGACGGGCUAGCAGGCUGGAAGGGGGAUAAGGGAGAGCUCGGUAUCGUAGGAAUGAGAGGAAUCAAGGGUGACCGAGGACCCAAGGGGGCUUGUGGAGGAGAUGGGCCGAAAGGAGAGAAGGGAGAACUUGGACCCGCUGGGGCCCCAGGGGCCCCUGGAAAAGAGGGACUCAUUGGUCCCAAGGGCGACCGUGGAUUUGACGGGGUUGCAGGACCCAAAGGAGGUCAGGGAGAGAAGGGAGAAAGGGGCCCACCGGGCAUACCUGGUCCUCCUGGCCCCAGAGGAGUGGAUGGGGCCUCGGGCCUUACCGGCCCUCAGGGACCAGCUGGUGGCCGUGGCCCAGAGGGGCUCCAGGGACAGAAGGGAGAAAGAGGUCCGAUCGGUCCCGCCAUGGUGGGUCCACGUGGUAUCCCAGGGAUCCCGGGGGAGCGCGGAGAGCAGGGGGAGCUAGGCCCAGAUGGAACCAAAGGAGACAGAGGAGAGCCAGGCAUGACGGAGUACGAGAAUGUUCUGUCCUUUCUUUUUUUUCACCAUGUUACCUUUCUGGCUCCUCUCCUCUUCUCUCCCUCAUGUUUAACACUUACCUGGUCUGAAUCCUGUCUCUGCUCCCUCGGUGUCCCUGUCCACUCCUCCCUGUUCUAUCUGGCUCUCUCAGGUUCAGGCCCAGUAAAUCGGUCCCAGCCCCCGGUCAGGGCUCGGCCUGCACCAGAGCAACAACUGGUCCUGAAGGGUGAGGCGGGCCGUGAGUUGCGUGUGGUGGUAAACACCAACGACCCGGACUACGAGCACAUCUACUCCAUCGAGGCCUAUGACGACCCUCUGGAUGAGCUGCUGUACUUCACUCCCUCCAACCAGAGCGAUGCUCCAGCAGAUUUGUGCCUGCUGCCCAUGGAGGAGGGGAGCUGUAGACGAUACACUAUGCGAUGGUACUUUAACAGUCAGGUUCAGGCCUGCAGGCCCUUCAUCUACAGCGGCUGCGAAGGAAACGACAACCGCUUCCUCCACCUGGAGGAGUGUGAGGAGCUCUGCCUCGGGGAGCCUGAAGGUUCUCAUCCCGAGAAGACAGCACGAUGAUUGAGGCCAAAUCCCGCUCAGCCACUGGAAUGUUAGCCUUUAUAUAGCUUUUAUAGAUCAUUAUUUUGUCAAAUGUCAAAGGUCAAGAUUUGUUUUUGUUUAUUUAUUGUUUCUGUUAACCCAACCAAACUUUACCCCAGGUUGAGAGGGAAUACCAGAGUGCUUCCUUGCUUUAUUUUCUACUAAACAAAAUACAAAAUGAUGUUUAUUAGGUUAAAAAUAAGAUUUUCUCUGUGUAACUUUACCACAGUAUCGUAGUCAAGUACCGGCAGUAACUUUCAUGUUGCCUACAGAUAAUAAUACUUAUGUCUGCAUACAGAAAGGUAGUGAACAAAUUACUUAACUCACCUUAUAGUUAAAUGCAAUAUCCCUAAAGUAAUUAUCAACAUAGUUAAGUUCAUGAUGUCUCUUUAUCACAGUGAUCAUUUUUGAGGCUGCAGUUUGUAGUAUUGUUUAGUCAUUAUGUGUGUUAACAUGGAGCCUGUCACUCCAGUUAUUAUCGGACCGAAAAAAAUUAAAAAAAUGUUGUCCUGUUUGGAAAUGAUGUUUAAAUCUGUCGCAGCUGGGCCAGUUUUUGAAAAUGGAAAUAAUCCUUGUUGUUUGGUAUUUACAAGCACUUUGUUCAAAAUGUUUUAAAAAAAAAAUGUUGACUUGAGUGACUUGAGCAAAGAAAUAUUGCCUUUUAAAAAAUGAUAUUGAAAAUUGUCAGACCUUUAUUAAAGCUGACACACAUUGCUAAUUGCUAUUCUAAGGCUCACAUGUGUAGCGGUCUUUGUUAUCAUGAUUUGCAGGUAUUUGCUGCCUAGAUUGUAAAGUGUCAAAGAGAGUAGCAUAAGAAAUCCUGACAGUCAAAAACAUGAAAGCUGCAUCAGCAAAGAUGAACACAAGUAGAUCCUCAGCAACACUGAAUGAAAUGCACACAACAGGACGUUUUGUUGAACGGACAGCUCAAACUACACACUUUAUGAACUUCACUGAAGUGGUACUUGCUGCAAGGAUGCUGCAUUAAAGGGUGCUUUUAUUAGUUCGCUCACUCCUUCAAUACACAGACUGUUUCUAGCUGUUCAUAGUACUUAGGCAAGCUGCAGAGUGGGCAGAGUUGUUGGUUCUGGAAAUAUCUAUCGUAAAUAAUAACUGUAAUGUUUCUCAACAUAGAAACACAGGAGUCACCCAGAUAAAGUAAUGUUUAGGUUGUUUUGUUUUUUAAAGAGAAAUCAUGUCUUUUGGGUCCAUCUGAUUAACAAAUGCUGUAAAUAAAUACUGUAGUAUUUAGUAGCAGCCUCUGCAGACAUUGCUGUGGAGAAAGCCACUGCGCCAUCAAUGUUGAAUUUAUCCAAAAUUUGUUUAAAAAACUGCUAAAUAUAUAUUAAGAGGUUAAAGCAUAAGCUUUAUUCUGAUAUCCCUUAAUUAAAAGAACAAUAAUAAUGCGUGAUACAUAGCAGUGGAUGAUGUAAAUCUAGACCCAAAGAGGAAAAGAAACUUAAUACUCAACACAUCAUUUUUUUUUGAUACAGCAGUGCUCCUUUGGGGGUUGAUAUUAACUUGAGUUGAGUUUUUAUGUACUUGAUCUUGACUUUUUCAAUCAAAAAAGAUUGUGUUUUCAACAUGGUUGAAAUAAAUGAAUGUAACCAGGAGAUUUGCAUCCCCAUCCAAGCUUGAAAGUGCUCUUACUGCAUGUCAGCUAAUACCAUCUGCAGAGAAAGAACAGGACUUUUACAACCUCGAAAUAACUCCCUACACUUAUCUACAUGCACAUCUAUACUGGGUUAUUAUUAUGGAUAUAGUUUUAUCAUUUGUAAUAAAUAUGAAGAAUCAAGCACAAUAUUCUGCCAAUAUUUUGUACAUAAUGUAUUUUAUUGUUUGGGGGAAGUUGUGUUUCUCAUCACGACAGCAUGUUUACCUGCCAGAGAAAAGGUGCUUUUUUUAAAAAGGUAUUUUUAUAUUAUGUAUUGAAGAUGGAAACGUGUUUUUCCGUGGUGCUAACCAUUAAAAGGCAUUUCUAAUAAACAAAAUGUUUGAGUAAAAAAACGAGUUUGGUC
Centropristis striata (black sea bass) is the source of this 11165-nucleotide messenger RNA. RefSeq names its product collagen, type VII, alpha 1 (gene col7a1). The record is from RefSeq and is a predicted model, not a curated record. Gene Ontology annotation, molecular function: serine-type endopeptidase inhibitor activity; protein binding. Bases 1 to 9126 code for a protein of 3041 amino acids. Lineage: Eukaryota; Metazoa; Chordata; Actinopteri; Perciformes; Serranidae. The transcript has 114 exons.